UAGUCUUAGUCCGUAUUGUGAAACUGGAUAUAAAUGAAAGGGCAAGGUCGUUUAAAAGGGAUUUUCCCAGAAUUAUAGUCCUUGUUGAGAAGAAAAGUGACAAUAUUGUGUCUUUGGUGUUAAUCAGCUUAAAAGUUUAACAUUUGCAGGAACAGUAAUUUAAAAACGAGAGGAUGUCAAUACUUGGACAGCGUGUUAUCAGAGGACCUGAUUGGUCUGCAGGUGAUGUAGAUGGCGGUGAAGGACAUGUUGGUACUGUUGUAGGCGUGGGUGGUUUAGAAACAGUCGAAGUUCUUUGGGAUAAUGGUAAACGCAACAACUGUAGAAUUGGACAGAAUGGUAAACAUGACCUCCUGAUCCUAGACAACGCUACAACAGGUGUUCGGCAUACGCAGUAUAAUUGUACUGUAUGUUCUGAAAGAGGAAUAUUUGGGAUGAGAUGGACCUGUAACGUCUGCAAAGAGUGUCAUCUUUGUCAUACGUGUUACGUUACUGACAAACAUACUAUACAGCAUGAAUUUAAAAGAUAUACCACAUCUAAUGAUCCAGGGACACUGGUGCGCAAACGAGCAACAAGUGUUAAACUUCAAGCCAUGGGUAUUUUUGCCGGAGCCAUUGUUAAGAGAGGAAAUGAUUGGAAAUGGGGUGAUCAAGACGGAGGCGAUGGUAGUACAGGUGAAGUGAUAGCCACUGAACACGACACUUCCUCAAAUUCCACUAGAAAUACAAUAAGCGUCAAGUGGUCGUCUGGUAUUAGUAGCGUCUACCGACUUGGAGCUGAAGGUGGUAAAAUAGAUUUACAGUUUGUUCAAGAAUCACGUGGUACAUAUUACUAUCGAGAUCACCUCCCUGUUUGUGAAAAACAGAAAGAGGUCACUACUCCAAAAGCGAGUUCUGAAAAAGGCGGGUUAGUUACCAAUGAAGAGGUUUUAAAAGAAGGCGAUUCUGUGUGUAUAAUGGUGUCAACUGAAAAAAUAGAAGAACUACAGAAACGGCAUGGGGGUUUUACUAAAAGCAUGUUAGACUGUGCUGGAAAAACUGGUGAAAUUAAAGGAUUUGCACCAAAUGGCCAUGCUCUAGUUGAAUUUGGGGAUUGUAAAUUUCGAUUUUAUCCGGGGGUACUGAAAAAGGUUUAUGACGUUAAUGCUGGGGAUGUUGUUCGCAUUCUCUCGGACGAGGAAAAGGUGAAGAUUUUAUUGGAAAAUCAUGGCGGAUACCAACCUCAAAUGAAAUCGUAUCUAGGUAAGGUUGGACGAGUCAGUAAGAUAGAUUCAGAUGGUGACGUAGUAGUAAAAUUUGGUAGAAGAGUUUGGGUGUAUAACCCUGCUUGUUGUACACCUGCGCCAGGAGAAUUGAUUGAUGAAGUUGACGAAGAUGACGAUGAUGACGAAGAUGACGAUGAUGACGAAGAUGACGAUGAUGAUACUGUUGACAUGUCAGAUUUAAACAAUGCCUUAUUGAGAUUAAUGGGAGGUCUAUUUGGUCAACAACAGACAGGUGGUUCUGGUUCCACCUUAAUGAGCAAUGCACUAUACAGAGCCAUAUCAGAAAAUAAGUCAUCCGAAGCUAUAAGUUUGAUACGGAAGCAUCCCGAAGUGGUAAAUGUUGAAUUUAAAGGCGUGACACCAUUAGUUUUAGCCUGCCACCAAGGAGUUACAAGUGUUGUUGACGAAUUAUUAAACAAAGGUGCUGAUAUUAAUAAAUUAGAUCACAAAGGCAACACGGCCCUGAUAGCAGCAUUAGUUGGAAAAGAGAGGGGCAUUGCUAAAUUAUUGAUUUCUCGAGGAAUUAAUGUAAAAACUGUUCCAGAGGAUAAGAAAACAGCCCUGUAUUGUGCAUCUGCACAUGAUUAUGGAGACGUAGUUAGACUUAUAUUACAGAAAGGAUCCGAUAUGAACAUCCAGGACAGCGAUGGCGAUACGGCCCUGCACCUUGCAAUAUAUAAAGGAUGUGAUGAUGCGGUUAGAUCCCUGUGUGAAUCAGAGAAUUAUGAUGCUACUCUCCACAACAAGAAGGGUUUCAACGUUCUCCAUCUUGCUGCGCUAAAAGACCGCCCCGUAGCUGUUGAAAGAAUCCUUGAAAAGAAACCGGGAGUGGUAAAUUCUAAAGCAGUAGAUGGUUUUACGGCUUUACAUAUCACAGCCGCCAAUAAUCAUACGGAUUGUGCUCGUAUAUUGGUAAGAAAGGGAGGUGCUGUGAAUAGCCAAAAUAAUGCGAGCUCAACUCCAUUACAUGUAGCGUGUGUUGAAGCCCGGUUAGAUAUAGUUCAGUUUUUCUUGGAGAAAGGCGCAAGAGUUGAUGCAACGAACAUGAAUGGUAGCACUCCUCUUCACAUGGCAUUGCAUGAAAAUAGAAGUUCCAGAGACAGUGGAGAAGACCUGCUUGAGAGAUUAUUGGGUCUUGGUUCACCUAAGCGAGAGAAUCGUAUUAAGAUUGCUGGUUUGUUAAUACAGAAAGGUGCAUCUUUGGAAAAACGGAAUAUAUUUGGCAGAACGCCGUUAGAUUUGUGCAAUGAUGAGGUGGUUAAAGCCAGAGUUAGAAAUUUUGUACGACAAAGGUCCACUACUCAAGUUUCACGCAGUUUAUUUUUAAACCAGACACUAAUGCCAUGUGCCAGUUGUUUUUCCAAAGUAGCAGAUAUCACAUUAUCGCCAUGUGACCAUACGUGUGUCUGUGAUAGAUGUGCUUUAAAGAUAUCGAAGUGUCCCAUGUGUGAACAGCGUAUCGAGCGUAGAUUACGGUCUAGAAGUGGACGGGGCCAGAGGACGGUAAACGAGGACUGCAAAGUUCAGUAAUCCAGUAAAACAGGCUUUGUUUAGUGCUCUCAAAUUUUAUAUCAGUAAGAAGUAGAAAUUCAUAGUACUAAACAAACAUGUGCGACAAAAUUGGAUUUUCUGCUCUGUUUGGAUAAAUCGACGGACUUAUUUAACCCACAUAAAGAAAAACACAUUUUACAGUACUUUAAAUAUAUUUUUAUGAAAAUAUAAUACAAUAAAUAAUACUUAGGAAAACAUGACAUAUAUAUAUUGUUUAAUUGCAAUGUAGUUUACGCCAAAAUACACGAAACCAUACGCAAUCCAUUUUUAUGUCUGAGAUAACGAUGAAACGAAUCCCCGUUGCACAUUUUUACAAGAUGAAUUAAACAUGGUCAUAUUGGUGACCUAUUUGUUUUAUUGUGAUUAUACAAAAUAUGAUGCAAUUUUAAAACAAAUAACUAAAGAAUCAAUCCUCCAUCUCCAAUAAUAUCAACAUUUCAAAAUCAUAGAAUAAUCACAGAACUGAUAAACUAUUAUAUUACCCAGCAAGAUCACUAUAAUAAUUAUGACCGUCUAACAAAUUAGUUGAAAUCUUAAUACAUAUAUGAAUGACAAACUUUUCAACAAUCAUUAUAGUGAUAAAAACAAUUCAUAUCUCACCACCUAACAUAAAUUAUGCAAGAGCUAAAUCUGCCUAUUACAGGUAUUUCUUUAGGCCUGAAAAGUUAUCUAAAUUAGACAUUAAUGAACUUAUCCAGACCAUUAUCAACUCAACUCUCUGUGUCAUCGCUAGCCUGAGAUGUUUAUUGGAUUAGGUUCCGAUUUAAUCAUGAAAUGGAUAAUCGGAACUUUAUUGUACCCACUUUAGUAAUGAUCGAGGCUAGGCCGAAAAUUCAAUCGCAAAAAUCUCGGUUCAGAGUGGAUCAAUUUGACUGAAAUUUUCAGCAAAUUCCCUUUACAUUAUCUAGUUUUUUACUAUCGUAGUGAGAACUACCAGCUCUCUAUCUAAUCUCCAAUAAUGUAUCUUUACACCAGUCUCAAUCACAACCAAUCACACAAUGCAAUCCUACAUGUAAACAUAAAACAUUCAAUCUUGGCAAAUGUUAUCAUUCAUCCGAAAUAUAAACUACUUGUGAACUUGUAAUACAACUACUGGCAAGUCACACUAAUUAAUCAUUUGACGUACGGCACCAACUCAAAAGGAAUUUCGGAACUUUGUUAAAAAAAUAUAUAAUAAUCUGCUCCAGAAUUUCCUUCCGCUUUUCUGAGACCCGAGUUGAUGUAAAGCAAAUUAGUGUCCAUUUCCUUAUUUUGUUAUUAAAUCUUUAAUAUAAUCAUUUUCAACAAUAAAAUUAUUUAUCCCUCAUAAAAAGCGAAUAAGUGAUAUUAAUAUAAGAUAAUAUAUUGCUUCCUCAGUAAUAUAUGUUACUGACAUAGGCAAAUAUUAAUUGUAAAUGCACAAUGGUGCCAAAUCCAGUGUCACUGACAUUAGACCACAGAAUCAAAGCUACUCCAAGAAACAACCAGGCCUAAGGAGUCUUCGAUGCCGAUGGUUUAACAUUUAGGUAGUUUUUUUUCUAUUUUGGCAUUUUAGAAAAUUUCUAGCAUAUUACGACCAAUGUUUACGUCUAGCCGUUAUGUUAUAAGACCGUAGCCUCGAAAAAUAUUGUCCGAGAAUAUUCAUGUGUUUAUCCCAAGUUUUACUAAAAUUGUCACCCCAUUAGUUGUCAGUACUGUCUACUCCACAUACUAAGAUCUAGCGUGCGUCUGCUGAAGGUUGCUAGAGCCGUGACUAACCCAGAAGGUUAAAAUUGAAAACUAAUCUAAAACAUAAUUUUGGCAAAAAAGUAUAACUUCCUAAUAGUUAAUAAACCAUACCCACCCUAAGAUAUUUUCACGCCAUACACAUACGCGUCACUCAAUAUGACGAGGUGUGACCAUUUCUAAAUUCCAAAAUAUAUAGCUGAAAAUUCUGAACCGCCGUUUUGUAACCGUUAUCCAUUGAAGGUUCGCAACUAAAACGAGGCUCUCAGUCAACUAGAUAAAAUGUCUACGUAACUCAUUGGAAAAUUAUACCCAACGCAUGUUUCAGGGUUGAAUAUUUCUCUAUUUCACAAAGACGGCAACCAAUUCACUGUUUUGUAUACGACGAAAAAAUAUGUUAUAUUGAAGCAAUCGUCAUAUUGCCGCCCUGACGUAUUCAAAUAUAAUUUAUUCGCUCAUUAUAUUAAAAAAAAGUAAAAGUAAAAUUAAGCAAAUAGGUCAACACCAAAAGAAAUUUAGAUAAAAACUUUUAACACUAUAAUUAUCAGCUUAUUUCUGCUAACAAUGGAAAGGGUGAAUUAUUUUAUAACGAGGUAUUAACUCAUUAAAAAGUAAAAUUAUGCAAGUAGGUCAACUCCAAUAAACUUAAGAUAAAAAUGUUUAUUAUAAUUAUCAUAUUAUUUCUGUUAACGAAGAAAGGGGUGGACUAUUUUAUAAGGAGGUAUUUGGUCAUAUGGCACUCGCUGUGUGAGGUCACGCACGUGACACAAGUGUUGUGUUGUGUUUUGCACGAUACAACUCAUCAAGUAAAUCUGAUCAGUGCCUAAUCCCUCGAGGUGAUCACAUCUACUGAAUGAAUAGAAAAGCCUCCGUGGACCCUACCGAAGCUCUAUUUCAAAAUUGGGUUAAAGUAGCUAAGGGGGCGGAAAGGCCAUUUUCGUACUUGGAUCUUCCAAGAGUUAAUGACAGAGUUCUCGUUGAACAUUUCGCUUUAAUAAGUCUAUUCAAGUGUUUAAACAUCCGCUCCCCUUUCUUCUGUUGAUAAUUCUAGUCUAUUAACGAAACAGUGGGUUUCCUUUUGGACUAAUCGAGUUCUCUAUAGCCAAUAGUUCUUUCGUAAAUCCCGUCCUCAUUAACCCAGUCAGAACAAAAUAGGUGUUAAACCCCUUUUAAUUUCUUCAUUCAUACGCCAUCCCCCGUUCAGACCAUCUAUUUAUUUGUUUUAAUUUAUAUUUUAAUCAAACCCACUUUAUAUAUGCAUGUAAUUGUAUUAUAAAAGCAACACCAUUAAUUUCUGCCAAUUUCUUUAUAUCUCAGUCCUUUUAAAUAUAGAUAUUCGCCAAUCCGUUAUUGUCGCUUAAAAUGUCAAUUCGGCGAUAUCACUUUGGUAGAAGGCGGCGUUAAAUACAGCUUUUUCACACAAAUCGUUUGCUUGAUUCGGAUAAUUAUCCAACCCCGUGCACUCCAAUUAAAGUACAAGGAAGUCUACUUUCGGGAACGAGGGUCGAAAUGGGCAACACUCAUCACAAUGAGUAGAUAAUUCCGAAAUUUAGAACGAACGUUAGCGUAACUACAGUGGCUUAUAAGGGACAUGAAAAAAUAUUAUUUGUUUUUUUAUAAUUUUCACCUAAGUCAAUUUUAAUUUCCACCCAAGUCAAUUUCAAUAUAAUUUGUUUUUUAUAAUUUUCACCCAAGUCAAUUUUAAUAUAAUUUGUUUUUUAUAAUUUUCACCCAAGUCAGUUUUAAUUUCCACCCAAGUCAAUUUUAAUAUAAUUUGGGGUUUUUUUUGUAAUUUUCACCAAAGUCAAUUUUAAUAUAAUUUGUUUUUUAUAAUUUUCACCCAAGUCAAUUUUAAUAUAAUUUGUUUUUUUUAUAAUUUCCACCCAAGUCAAUUUUAAUAUUUGAUUUUUAUAAUUUUCAUCCAAGUCAAUUUUAAUAUUUGUUUUUUAUAAUUUUCACCCAAGUCAAUUUUAAUAUAAUUUGUUUUUUUAUAAUUUUCACCCAAGUCAAUUUUAAUUUCCACACAAGUCAAUUUUAAUUACCACCCAAGUCAAUUAUAAUAUUUUUUUUAUAUAAUUUCCACCCAAGUCAAUUUUAAUUUUCACCCAAGUCAUUUGUAAUAUAAUUUCAAAUCUGUUGAAUUUCCACCCAGCGCGUGAUGUCAUCUCAAUUAGCCUCAUUUCCAAUGUAAUGUAUUAUGUUUUAUUUUAUAUUAAAGAGAUAUUUUUCUCAUUCUGUAAUCAGAUUGUAAUAGUUUUUGUUUUACCUGAUAUCAAAGAGAUAUUUUUAUACGCCCACAUUUUCAUGUGGACGUAUAUUGUCGUCACCCCUGUCCGUUCGGACGUCCAUUCACAAUUUGUUUGUGGACACUAUACAGGUAACAAUUCUUAUCCGAUUUUGACGAGACUUGAAAUAUAGGUUUAUCUCCAAAAGAUCUAGGUUCCUUUCGAUAUUGACAUGUAUCGGAUUGAAACUUCAUGGAUUAUGGCCCAUGAUUGUACGAAAAGUCACCUUUUUAGCGUGUGGACACUCUAGGUCACAAUUAUCAUCUGAUUUUGAUGAAAUUUGAAAUGCAUGUUUAUAGCUCAAAGAGCUUGGUUCCUUUCGAUAUUCGCGCUUAUCGGAUCUUAACUUUCUGAAUUAUGGCCCUUGAGUGUACGAAAAAUCUCGUUUUUAGCUUGUGGUCCCUCUAGGUCAUAAUUUUUAUCCAAUUUAAAAAGAAAAAGUUUGAAUAUAUCACCGUUACGCCCUUAUGAUGAUUGAGUUCGAAUUUUCUGAAAAUCUGAUAGAAACUGUCGGACAAAAUGGCCGCCCCUCGUACGCAAACUUUGAUGAAACUUAAAAUAUAUAUCCCAAAUAUCUCAGUCCAUGUCGAUAUUCGCGCAUUUCAGACCAUAACUUCCUGGAUUAUGGCCCCUGAUUGUAUGAAAAAUAGCUUUUUUUUGCUUGUUCUCAAUCCAUCUCUUGCAAAAUAUCGGCGUAUCUUGCCUGGCAACCGCUGGUUCUCAUACUGUAAUUAGCAGAUUGCAAUGUAUUAUGUUUUACCUUAUAUUAAAGAGAUAUUUUUCUCAUUCUGUAAUUACAUGUAUCAGAUUGUAAUAGAUUAUGUUUUACCUUAUAUCAAAUAGAUAUUUUUCUCAUACUUUAAUUAUCAGUUAUUGUUUAAAUUAUAUAUGUCACCAGAAAAGCCAUUACUCCUGUAAUAAAGAUUUGAUAUUAUA
This is a messenger RNA of Patella vulgata (common limpet), 7741 nucleotides long. Its product is annotated as E3 ubiquitin-protein ligase MIB2. Gene Ontology annotation, cellular component: cytoplasm. Gene Ontology annotation, molecular function: ubiquitin-protein transferase activity; protein binding; zinc ion binding. The transcript has 19 exons. Gene Ontology annotation, biological process: protein ubiquitination. The record is from RefSeq and is a predicted model, not a curated record. Lineage: Eukaryota; Metazoa; Mollusca; Gastropoda; Patellidae. Bases 174 to 2795 code for a protein of 873 amino acids.